GAGGGGAGCUGAGCUCUGACAGUCAGCGCCAGGGGCUGGUCCCGGCUCGCAGCCCUGAGCCCUGCAGAAUACGCAGGCUCCAGCGGCAAGCCAAAGAAAGGGGACCUUCAUGCCUUUUGGAGAUUCCCUGCAGCCCAUUUAAGGAUGGCAUGACUGCUUUCACACUCAGCCUGAGGUCCUGCAUUCCCUCUGCCAUAAAGAGCCUGAUGCUACAGAAGAAAGAAAUUAUCAGUAACACAUCUGGCAUGGCUGGGGGGCUCUGUCGAGCCAGCUUAGUGAUCCUGCACAGAUCUCUGGCACCAGCUUUCUAAAGGUUCUGCCAGGCCAGCCGAGGUCCUCUCCCACUGCUGGGACAAUGGAAACCAGAGAAGUGGAUGCUGCCCACGCCGGGUGCUGUUCCUGAUGUCAGGACAGGUUGUCCCCAGUUCUGGAAAUACGCUGGUGCCUGCACCGGCUGCCUGUCCUCACUGCAGGGGUACUCAGAGCAGCUGAAGGACAUGGUGACCUUUGUCUUGGACUGCAGCUUCUCUCUGGAAGAGGCCUUGGAGAAGGGCGGGCUCUCUGGAAGAAACCCAGCAGGUCACAGUCAUGCAGCAGCAUACAAGACAACCGUUCCUUGUGCCGCCGCGGCUGCUGGUUCCUGCUGCCCCCUGGUGGUCACAAUGAGGCCCUUUCCCGAGGACGAACUGGAAAGGCUGUUGCAGGUCGUUUGUUCCAUGGCUGGUGAGCAAGGACAGGCCAUCCACAUCGGCCACCCAGAUCAGUAACUGUUGGGAAUCAACGAGCUUUCCAAAUGUGACUACGGGGACUACGUGGCAUGUCAGCCAGGGGACAUCCCAGUGUUCUGGCCUUCCCAGCUGACGAGUCUCGAAGCCAUCGGCAGCUGCAAUGCUCCACGGGCUUUCACCAGCCUGCCGGGUGGCACAGUGACAACCCAUCUGAAAGACACAGUCUCCAGCCCAGGUCUCACCCCUGAAACGGUUCCGGAAGUCCAUCUCAUUUCCCAGGAUCCCUUGCACUACGGCAUUGUGUCAGCUUCAGCUGUUCAAAAGAUCAGAGAACUAGAGUUGAUGGUUGCCAGAGACCCAGGCAACCGAGGGAUUGGGUCUCUGUUUUGCAAAGAUGAACUGUUGAAGGCCUCUCUGUCGCUGUCCCAUGCCCGCUCUGUGCUGGUUACCACCGGGUUGCCCACACAUUUCACUCAUGACCCUCCCAAAAUAACAGAUGGUCCCCCAGAAGCCAUUGCUCUGGCCACCUUCCUGCAGGCCCUGGGGAAGGAGGUCUCCCUGGUGGUUGACCAGAGAGCCUUGACCUUGCACAGGAAGCUUGAGGAUGCUGUGGAGCAAGAGAAAAAGACUGAGGUUCUGAGAGGGCUGGGUGAUUUGCCUGGGCAAGAACAGUGGCCUCGAAUUGGACCUUGCGUCUCCCAAGCUGCAAAGCACCAGCUGCCCUCCCUGUGGGAUGAGGAGGGUGGCCAGGCCGCCGGAGAUGGGGAUGGAUUUGACCACCUGGUAGCCGUAGAGCGUGCCAGAAGGGCUGCCGAUGGCAAUUACUGCAACGCCAGGAAGAGGAACACAAAGCACUUAGUGGAUCCCAUCGACGAGCUUUUCCUCGCAGCACAGAAGAUUCCUGGAAUCUCAUCAGCGGGAGUCGGUGAAGGAGGCAGGGAGCUUGGGAUGGGCAAAGUGAAGGAAGCCAUGAAAAGACACAUAAGAAAUGGGGAUGCCAUUGCCUGUGAUGUGGGGGCCGACUUUGCCAUCAUCACUGGUGUUUCUAAUUAGGGUGGCUACGCCUUGGCCUGCGCACUCUUCAUCCUGAACUCCUGUGAUGUCCAUGGGCGAUAUCUGAGGAAGGCAGUUGGACCCUCCAGAGCACCUGGGGAGCAGGGCUGGACUCAGCCUCUGCCUUGUUUGAUUUUUUUCCAGGAAGAAAAAAUGUUAGGCAUCCUAGUCCAGCACAAGGUGUGAAGUAGAGUCUCAGGCAUCAUGGGCAUGGAGGUGGAUGGGCUGCCCUUCCCUGGCGUCCAUGCUGAGAUGAUCCAGAAGUUACUGGGCAUCACCAAGCGGCACAUGUGA
Molecule: messenger RNA, 2075 nt
Organism: Octodon degus (degu)
Lineage: Eukaryota; Metazoa; Chordata; Mammalia; Rodentia; Octodontidae
Gene: Dglucy
Product: D-glutamate cyclase
Biological process (GO): glutamate metabolic process
Molecular function (GO): D-glutamate cyclase activity
Source: RefSeq, a predicted model, not a curated record